This is a messenger RNA of Lycium ferocissimum, 2108 nucleotides long. RefSeq names its product protein ALP1-like. Lineage: Eukaryota; Viridiplantae; Streptophyta; Magnoliopsida; Solanales; Solanaceae. The record is from RefSeq and is a predicted model, not a curated record. The transcript has a single exon. Bases 105 to 1925 code for a protein of 606 amino acids.
UUUCAGGAAAAAGGAUUUAUUAGCUUGUACUCCAAUGGAUCCAUCUAGGAAUAGUUAAACCCCCAUAACAAGAGACCUAUUUGCUUUGAAAUCUAAGCGCAAACAUGGCCACUGCUGGGAGAAAGAGAGGAAGAAAGAAGAAGAAAAAGAACAAGACAUUACUAACCAAAAAAAUAACAAAACUCACCAAGAAAUUCAAAGCCACACUUCAACUCCGUCACCAACACUGCACUAAACUCAUCCCACAACUCAUCUCAGCCAUCUCUUCUGCCCAUUCUUUCCUCAUCAACCAUGACCUUCAACUACUCCCUCACCAAUCCCUUUCCUUAGAAUCCCUCAUUUCCAACACCUCAUCUUCCAUUUCCAACAUUGUUUCAUUACUCAACCUCCCACCACCACCUCCACGCGCCUCACGCGCUGAUGUUGCUUCUCCACGCGCCGCUGAUUGCUGGUUCCAGAGGUUUCUGGCGGUUGAUUCGGACACCCUUUUGGCUGAAUCUUCCAAUAUCACUAAUCCCGUUAAUCCACGCGCCUCUGCACGCGCUGCCGGUCGUGGGUCCCAGAGAUUUCCGAAAGCUGAUUCGGACACCCUUUUGGCUGAAACUUCUAAUCUUGCAAACCCCUCCCCUCCACGCGCCGCCGUUGCUUCUCCACGCGCCGGUGAUUUUACAUCCCAGCCAUUACUGGCGGCGGAUUCGGACACCCUUUGUGCUGGAACUUCCAAUGUUACAAAACCCUCUAAUCCACGCCCCGUCAUCACUUAUUCACGCGCCACCCCUUCUUUUCCACGCGCCACCAUUUACCAGUCCCAACGAUUUCUGAAAGCUAAUUCAGACACCCUUUUGGCUGAAACUUCCAAUGUUACAUACCCCUCUUCUACACGCGCCAGCCUUACUUCACCACGCGCCGAUCCUGAUUCUCCACGCGCCGCUGAUUGGGGGUCUCACCGAUUUCGGGCAGCUGAUUUGGACACCCUUUGGGCUGAAAAUUUCAAUCUUACUAAAACCUCAUUCACUCUUUUACUUCGCCUUUUAACACCUUCACUUUCUUCACUUACUGUUCCACCAAAUUAUGCUCUAGCUGCUGCCCUUUAUCGUCUUGCUCAUGGUGCUUCUUUCUCCGCUAUUUCGCGACGAUUUGGCAUUGAUUCCCCAAGCGCGUGUCGCGUUUUUUAUACUGUAUGUAAAGCUAUAAAUGAGAAUCUUGGGCAUUUGUUUGAACUAAAGAGUGAUAUCAAUAGGGUUAUUGUAGGGUUUGGUUGGAUAUCUUUGCCUAAUUGUUGUGGUGUUUUGGGGUGUGAAAAGUUUGAAUUGGAGGGUGAUUUGAUGGGUGAAAAUGGGUUUUUGUUAGUUCAAGCUUUGGUUGAUUCUGAAGGAAGAUUCUUGGAUGUAUCAGCUGGAUGGCCUGGUAGUAUGAAACCCGAAAACGUUUUACGAAAAUCUAAGCUUUAUUUAGGUGUUGAGGAAUCAAAAGAGUACUUAAAUGGUCCAUCUUUUGAGCUAAAUGAUGGAAAUUCAAUACCUCAGUACAUUCUUGGUGAUUCUUGUUUCCCACUUUUACCGUGGGUUCUCACACCGUACAAGGGAUCGAACGAGGAAGAUGGGACGGAGAUGGCGUUUAAUUCAGUGCAUAGAAAAGGAAUGCAGUUGGUGGGGACAGCUUUCGGGAGAGUUAGGGAAAAGUGGAAGCUUUUAGCUAAGAAAUGGAACGAGCAAUGUGUUGAGGCGUUUCCGUUUGUAAUUGUGACUUGCUGUUUGCUGCAUAAUUUUCUUAUCAAGUGUAGUGAAGCAGUGUCGGAUGAAACCAAGGAGUAUCCGAGGAGUGAUGAAGAGUUUCCAGUGUUUGAUGGAGAGGUUGAUGAAAGUGGGAAGAAGACUAGGGAUGCGCUUGCAUCUCACUUGUUUAGGGUAAGUCAGAGGGAAUAAAUUUAGUAGUUUAUGUUAUUAUUUUGCUUAGCAUCUUGUAGUGGUAUGUAUAUAUUAGUCUGAUGUUAAGUUCCCUUAGAUAGAAAUUUAGUAGCAUUUUGCCUUUCACAUUUCGAGUUCUCUUUUGGUCUCAUGUAGAAUCAUUUUGGAAAAAUUUAAGUAGUAUUAGCUGCUGAUUCGGUA